Molecule: messenger RNA, 2042 nt
Organism: Ictalurus punctatus (channel catfish)
Lineage: Eukaryota; Metazoa; Chordata; Actinopteri; Siluriformes; Ictaluridae
Product: N-acylneuraminate cytidylyltransferase B
Exons: 10
Coding region: 580-1839 (419 amino acids)
Molecular function (GO): N-acylneuraminate cytidylyltransferase activity
Source: RefSeq, a predicted model, not a curated record
AAGAGGAGGAGGAAAAGGAGGAGGAUGGUGAGAGGUCAUCGUCUGAUCUAAUGUAAUCGAUCCGACACUCAGUGUGUGAGUGACAUGCGCAGUGAGGGACACGGAGGGGUAUAAAGUGAGCUAAUGAUCGACUCGUGUGAAAUGGGCUUGUGCUGUUCCUCUCCUGGGGCUGGAGAGGAGAGUCUGCACGGCGAGGUCUGAUGUUCUGAGGAAGCGUCUGAUGUAUGUUCUCAGGAGCAGCAGUAUCUGAAGAGGCUUGCAUGAUGGUCAGGAGCCAAUUUAUACUCUUCACAAUGAUCCUCCUCCUCCUCCUCCUCCUCCUCCUCCAUACCGGAUCAGUGGCAUGUUUCAGGGACAAUGGACACGUCACUCAUCCCGAUGGCGGGAAAAAGACACACAAAGCCACAGCAGCUGCUGUUUUCUGAAGCAGAAAGCAGAAUCUUUUCCCAGAAUCUUCCAGGACAGACUUCUGUUGCGGAUGAAACAGGUGAAGGCACGAGACGCAGUUAAAGGGCGUGUCUUUGCACUGCGUGCUGGAGUUCUGAGUGGAGGAACCACACUGUCAGCGGUGUGAGAGACAUGGAGGCAGCAGCCAGCCCGAGAGAAAUCUCUCCGAAAGAGAAUCCGCACAAAGCGGCGUUAAUUCUGGCCAGAGGAGGGAGCAAAGGGAUCCCCCUGAAGAACGUCAAGGUCCUGGCUGGAGUUCCUCUCAUCGGCUGGGUGAUCCGAGCAGCGCUGGACUGUGAGCUUCUCGACAGCGUCUGGGUGUCCACAGACCACGAUGAGAUUGAGUGCAUUGCCAAACUCUGGGGCGCUCGGGUGAUUCGCCGGAGUCCCGAGGUGUCCAAAGAUUCCUCCAGUUCACUCGACACCAUCCGCGAGUUCAUCAGACUGAGGCCAGAGGUGGACAUUAUUUGUCACAUCCAGGCCACUUCUCCAUGUCUGCACCCUUACCACAUUAAAGAGGCGCUAGAGAUGAUCACGGAGGAGGGAUAUGACUCGGUGUUUGCCGUGGUGCGCCGACAUCAGUUCCGCUGGACGGAGGUGAAGAGAGAAGAAGGUAAGAACCCUGUUCCUCUGAACCUGGACACCUCCAGGAGACCACGCCGUCAGGACUGGCCAGGAGAGAUCUGUGAGAACGGUUCCUUUUACUUCACCAGGAGAGAACUGUUGGAGAAGGGCUUUCAGCAGGCUGGCAGAAUCGCCUACUACGAGAUGCUUCCUGAGCACAGUGUGGAUAUCGACGUGGACAUCGACUGGCCCGUAGCAGCUGAAAGAGUCCUCAGGUUCGGAUAUUUCGGGCGUGAUGAGUCCAGAGUGAUUAAGCUGUUGUUCUGCUCCGUGUCCGGCUGUCUGACCGAUGGACAGAUUUACAUGUCGGUCUCUGGGGAGGAGCUGGUGUCCACCAACACACAAGAUCUCAGCGCCGUUCACCUGCUGCAGAGCGAGAACGUCGAGGUGAUCCUGAUCUCCUCCAGCAAUGACCCGGUGUCUGAGGUUCUGUCUGAAAAGCUGGCUGAGCGUGCAGGAUGUGUUCUCCGCUACAGAGUCCAGAACAAACAGGCUGAAGCGGAGAGUCUGAUGAAGGAGCGAGGCCUGCAGUGGGGAGACGUGGCCUUCUUUGGUACGGAUCUGCAGGAUGUGGAGUGUUUAUCCAAGGCUGGCUUUAGUGGGGUUCCUCCAGGAGCUCUUGCUGCCUCGGUCAUCGCCUCUAAAUACACCUGCAAGAACGCCGCAGGCCACGGAGCGCUGCACGAGUUUGCUACUUACCUUCUCCAGCUGAAGAAGAAAACCCUUUCGACCCCAAAUCAUGACAACAUCGAUAGGAAAAAUUUUUAGAGGAAAUAGAAUGUGGGUUUUGCCAUGUUGCCUUGAAAUGCAUUUAAAUUCUGGGGUUUUUCCCAAAUCGUUUCUGUUCUUGGUUUGAUUUGAUUGGUGGUUUGGUGUGCUGCAGGGUUGAGCACUGGUGAUUGAAAAAAAUGAAAUUUGGGCUGUUAUUAUGCAAUUAAACAUGUGAGUGUUCAAUAAAUGUUCAAAACUUG